Messenger RNA from Camelina sativa (false flax), 1688 nucleotides. RefSeq lists its product as uncharacterized. The record is from RefSeq and is a predicted model, not a curated record. NCBI's taxonomy places the organism in Eukaryota, Viridiplantae, Streptophyta, Magnoliopsida, Brassicales, Brassicaceae.
UUAAUUUUCCGAAUUUACGCUCUAAAAACAAGGAUCAAAUUGGAUACUUUCCUUAAUUAUCAAAUCAAAUCAAAUGCGAUCUCGACGAAUCAACAUCAGCAUCGUCUUCUUUAGUGUUUUUCACCAUCUUCCACCUCUAACUUACAUAGACAGCUCCUUUCCACCUGUUUCUUCUCUCUCUCUCUUUCUCUUUCUCUUUUAUAUUUAUUCUCCGACAAAAGAAAAAGUACAAGAAACCCAUCAAAAAGAAGUUUAAGAAACUAACAUUUGUUCUGCUUCUUCUAACCAUCCAUGGGUUCCUCUGCUUCUAAAACAACUUCUUCUUCUUCUUCAGCCUCGGCUUUGAAUUCAUCUCCGGAGACGAAACUCAACUCCAAAGUCUCCUCUUCUUCCGUCGCUAAAGCUUUCACGUUUCCGAUGCCGUCGAUUCAUCAUCCACCGGCUAAAAAAGGCGAUACGCACCAUUUCGUCUCCCUUACGUCCACCACUUACGGUUCUCUUCUUCUCGACGGAGCUUCCGAAAGACAAACACUGCCUCAUCUCUCUGUUUCAGGGAAGAGUAGUAACAAGAAGACGACUGAAACAGAGGAGUCACGCGAAUCGUUGUCUCCUGACUCAGUGAUCAACACAUGGGAGCUCAUGAACGGCCUCGACGAUUUGGAGGAUUCUGAUACAAGUAAGCGUAGUUCCGCCCUAAAGUUUGAUUCUUUUUCUAAACCCAUCGAGAAUCGAGUCGUUGGUAGUAAUGGUUGUGCGUUGAAAUUGGACGAGUCUUACGAAUUCGUAAGAAUCGAAGAAGAUGAUGAAGAUUGGAGAUUGUUGCCUUUUAAGCCUAAGCAACCUCUGUGGAAACAUAUGUCUGAAGAAUCAUUUCUCUCUGACUUAGAUCCUAAUAUCAUCUCAUCUUACAAGAAAGCAUUGUCUUCUAAGCAACUGGGCAAAACCAGUAGCACUAGAUCCUUCUCUUGCAGCCACUCAAAUCAGUCGGCACUACCAGAGUCUGCAUCUUCGAGUCCACUGAGUUCUCAGAAUUUGGAAGACCUAGAAAAACCAAGAUUGCUUGAGACAGAAGAUAACAAUAACAAGAUAGUAUUGUACUUCACUAGCCUCAGAGGAAUUCGAAAGACUUAUGAGGAUUGCUGUUGCGUCAGAACGAUACUGAGAGGGUUUCAGGUUGCUGUAGAGGAACGAGACAUCUCAAUGGACUCCAAAUACAGGAAAGAGCUUCAGAUCGCACUCGGCGAAGAGAAGCCAGUUUGUUUACCUCAGGUGUUCAUAAAAGGUAUCCGCAUUGGUGGGAUUGAGGAGAUCAAGAAACUCAACGAUGGAGGCGAAUUAGGAGAAAUGUUAAAAGGCUUUCCAGCUUGUGAAACCGUGGGAGCUUGUGAUUGCUGCGGAGAUGCAAGGUUUGUGCCGUGUACUAAUUGUGGCGGUAGUACUAAAGUGUUUGAGGAACAAGUAGAUGGGUUUAAGAGAUGUGAUGGAUGCAAUGAGAAUGGUUUGGUACGUUGUAACAAGUGUUGUCUUUAGUAAUUGGGUUCGUUUGAUUGAUGUUUGUUGUGAAAUGUGAAAAGAUAUGACUUUUGACUUUAGAUAUGUUUGUUUGGUUGUGUUCUUUGAAUUAUAAUGUUUGUUUUCUUGUACAUUGAGUUAUUGAAAUACUAGAAGUGAUGUCUUAAUUGCCUCAA